CUGUAAUCUGCGCGUUUCGCCUCAAUCCUCUCUACACAGAGUUCAUGCGUGUCUUCGCCUGCAUUGGGUGCUUCUUGCGUUGGUUGCCGUCUGCACAUUGCCGUUGCGCUUAAGGCGCUCACAUGGAAGACUUACCUCAUCUUCAUGGCCUGGGACGUUGUCGGCGUGAUCGUCAUUUACACGUUCACGGUCGAGACGAAGCAGCUCUCGCUCGAAGAGCUCGACGAGGUCUUCAGCGCCAAGAACCCCAAGCAGGCAUCGUUCGAGCUCGCGCGUGCGGCGCGCGAGGGAGGAGCGCAAGACGCUCGCUGCCGCGGGUUUGUAGGCUGGCUGAGCCAGCUGACGAGCGGAACGGGGUGAAGCGACUGAAGAUGCAAGAAGAGAGGAAGAGGCGAAGAGAAGGGGUCAGGAGGCGGGGCAGUGGGAGAUACGUAGUCAAGGGGAUAAUAGGAUUGUUGUAGGGAUGCUUAUGCGAUACGAUCAGCAGCCACACAGCGGACGGCGUUGUUUUGCCAGUGUCCACCAGGAGACACAGAUAGCGAUAACCGUCG
Messenger RNA from Cutaneotrichosporon oleaginosum, 551 nucleotides. RefSeq lists its product as uncharacterized. NCBI's taxonomy places the organism in Eukaryota, Fungi, Basidiomycota, Tremellomycetes, Trichosporonales, Trichosporonaceae. The record is from RefSeq and is a predicted model, not a curated record.